AUGGUAGUGCAGAAGAGGGGGAUUUCAUAGCUUUUGGUCGUGGUUGCUUUAAACACACAUGUGGUAUGUCCGCGUCCCUCACUAGUCACACGAUGCUGUCAGCUGAUGCUUGGUGACGUGAACCCGAACCCGUUCAGACCUGAGGAUGGCGGAGCGGGAUCAGCCGCCGGAGGUCUCACAAACUUUGGACUCCUGCGGAAAGGCAUCCCGUCAGGAUGAAAACGGACACGGUGACAGUCCGGAUGAGACUCUCUCGCCCACCUCGGUGAUAUACUUUAAAGAGGCUUUAAACUCCUCCAACGUGAGGUUUGCCAACGCAGGACCGUCUUCUCCCGCCCCGCUUCGUCAUUAUGAGCUCCAGAUUGAGAAAACAAGGUCCAAGUCCAAAAAUCCCAAGGAUCCAAUUGCAAUCGAAAGACUUAAUUUGAUGAACAUGGCCAAAUUGAGCAUCAAGGGCCUGAUCGAGUCAGCUCUCAACCUCGGCCGCACGCUUGACUCUGAUUAUGCUCCUCUCCAGCAAUUCUUUGUUGUGAUGGAGCAUUGCCUGAAACAUGGGUUGAAAACCAAGAAGACAUUCCUUGGGCAGAACAAGUCAUUUUGGGGGGCAUUGGAGCUGGUGGAGAAGCUGACCCCUGAGGCAGGGGAGAUCACUGCCAGUGUAAAAGACCUGCCUGGCCUCAAAACACCUCUGGGAAGAGGGCGUGCCUGGCUCCGAUUGGCCUUAAUGCAGAAGAAACUCUCUGAUUACAUGAAGACCAUCAUCAACAGAAAGGACCUCCUUAGUGAAUUCUACGAGCCGAAUGCCUUGAUGAUGGAAGAAGAAGGGGCUGUGAUCGCUGGGCUGCUUGUUGGACUAAACGUCAUUGAUGCCAAUCUCUGUAUGAAAGGAGAAGAUUUGGAUUCACAGGUGGGAGUUAUAGACUUUUCGAUGUACCUCAAGGAUGGAGGACACAGUAGCAAGAGCACAGAAGGUGAUGGCCAGAUCACAGCAAUUCUUGACCAGAAGAAUUAUGUUGAGGAGCUGAACAGACAUUUAAGUGCAUCAGUAAAUAACCUCCAAGCCAAGGUGGAUGCUUUGGAAAAGUCUAAUACAAAGCUAACAGAGGAGCUUGCAGUGGCAAACAACAGGAUCAUUACCCUACAAGAAGAUGUGGAGAGAGUAAAGGAGGAGAGCUCUUACCAACUGGAGUCCAGUAGGAAGGCACUUAAAAGCGAUUCCUCAGCGGAUGGACAAGUGCUGGUUGAAACGCGCAAGCAGCUCAAAGAGGAGACUCUGCUUCGACUGGACGUGGAGAAGGAGCUUGAGGUGCAGAUUGGUAUGAAGCAGGAGAUGGAGUUGUCCAUGAAAAUGCUGGAGAAAGACAUCUGCGAGAAGCAAGAUGCUCUGGUGGAACUCAGACAGCAGCUGGAGGAUCUUCGUGGCAUCAACCAGCAGCUCACCCACAAGUCACAGGGCACAGAGGCCAGCUCCAAACAGAAGAGUGAAAUCAUCAGUCGCUUGGAGGAGAAAAUAAACCAGAUGGCAGGGACCAUUAAACAGCUGGAGACCAGAUCCAAACAGGCUGAGCGAGAGAGGGAUCUGGCGGAAGAGGCCAACCGGCUCUUUAAGCAGGAGUUUGGCGACAAGAUCGAAAGUCUACAGGUGGAGGUGGAACAGCUGAGAAAACAGAGAUACAAGUUGGACUUGGAGCUGAGGAAGGAAAGAGGAAGAAGGAAUGAGCCUCAUCCAGACUUGCUGUCCAGAGGACCCAACACACCGCAAGGGGAAAGAAAACACACACAAGCCAUUAAAAAAGAAGUGGAGGCGGUCAGAAAGGAGAAUGACCAGUUGCGUGCGGCGUCUGAGGACAAAAUAAGCCUUGACUCCAGCACGUCCUUAUCCCAACACGAGGAUGAUCAGGAUGACUCUUUCGUUGAAAUCAGCAUGCCUUCCGUCUGUACAAUGUGUGAACAUGAGGACUCCAUUCAGAAGAUGAAGAGACAAUGUAAGAACUGCAGUGGUGUUUUCUGUGAAAGCUGUCUGGCCAACGAGCUGCCGUUGCCUUCAUCAAUUCACCCAGAGAAUGUGUGUGACAGCUGCUAUUCUCUGUUACUGCAGCAGUACGCUUCAACCCCUUCCUGAAACACUCCCCAUCUGUCUCAAGAAAACCAAGACCAACAAUUACUGCACAAUAUGAUGAAACCUGAUAGUGAAAUUCUCUACAACACCAAAAGCAUUGAUUUCUUUAUUGUUGUCAAUAUAUCCGCACUGCAAGAAUGCACUUUUUUGACCUCGUAUCUAAAAAAAACCAACAAAAAAACAAACCCUCUUUGCUAUAGGUUCUUUCUUGUUCAGUAAACCCUUGGAAUUCAGGGUUCAAAGGGCAUAUUCUUUUAGACACUUUAAAUGAACAUCUCAUCUUGUUAAGAGACACACUUAAAACUAACGAUGAUGUCCACUAAGUGGAUUUAUUAUGGGUCAACUGCCAUUUUUAAACUCAAUUUUAAAACAUAGUUCAGAAAAAUUUUGAUGCAUUGGCAAGACUCACUAUUUGAAGCCACCAUUUUGCUCCAUCAUGACAUAAUGGCCACUUAAUUCUGACAUUGAGGUGAUUGAAAAUUGUCUUCAGUUUCAUUGUGAAAUAUGCCUUCAUGGCGGCAUGUUCAUUUCUAUUCUCAUUCACUCGUAAAUGAACUCAUGUAGGAUGACAGUUGAAUCCACACAUUGACAAUUAAAACUGGUUAAAUUUCAAAAGGUGUGCUCUUUUCAUGGUUAGUUACAGCUUUUUUGGAUUUCUGUAAAUAAGCUGCUCUAACCAUACAAGAUUUCCUCUGUGCUUGGCUUUUGUGCUGUGUAUAAAGAAUUGGUUUGAGCCAAUUUGCAAAAAAGACAAUCAUCUCAAGUUGUGUUACGUUAACUUUGCAUUUCUCAUGUUUUUUAUUAUGGUGAACUAGCUGUAAUGGGAUUUAUCCCACUUACUGCAACUUAUUCAUAUCAACAAUGAAACAAUGAUUCAAAUCCAUUCUUUUAAUGGACUGUUUGUUCACUUUUUCAGCCACAAGCAUUCAAACUCAUUUUCUGGGCGAUACAACAUAAUCUUGCACUACCGCUUUUAAAUAGGAUUCUGUGCCAGUGUAGAUUCAAAGUAGACAUAACCUAUAGCAGCUCAAUACUUGUCUUGUGUCUUUAGACUGCUGUUUUUACAGUUAAACAGUCUGAGGAAAUGGUAGCUCUAAUUGAAUGAUAUAAACCUUUUGAACUUUUAUGUAGAGAAAAUUAGCAUAUGUGAGAUUUAUAUGCUUAUCUGAUCAAUAAAGUUUUAUCAAGUUUUACAGACAGCAA
Molecule: messenger RNA, 3322 nt
Organism: Lampris incognitus (smalleye Pacific opah)
Lineage: Eukaryota; Metazoa; Chordata; Actinopteri; Lampriformes; Lampridae
Gene: rufy3
Product: RUN and FYVE domain containing 3
Exons: 18
Coding region: 146-2122 (658 amino acids)
Biological process (GO): regulation of axonogenesis
Cellular component (GO): cytoplasm
Molecular function (GO): metal ion binding
Source: RefSeq, a predicted model, not a curated record